AUGGCUGCUGCAAAGCCACUCGUCCUCAAACAGCACGCCGACGAGGACUGGAAGCGAAACGAUGAUCGUUUCCAGUCAUUCCAGGCGGCGUACGGUACAAUCUCUAUCUUUGAGGACCAUACAGCUAUCGAGAAACUACAUGGGAGAUUCUCCAAAUUCCCUUUGACCGUCUUUGAGGGUUUCGCCGAACACUCCAAUGCCAUGCAUCAAAUUACGAUUUGGACUGCCCUUGAGCUCGAAGGCCUUGGUGCCAGGCUGCAGCACUCACACUUUGUGCCAGGAGUAGAGGACGGUAUCAGAUCCGCAUUUAGCAUCCCGUCCACAUGGUCCAUCAAGGCAGAAAUUGUAUUUGGCGGCCUGCCCGGCGAAAUGCCGACUGUUCCUGAGAAGGAACCCGUCUCCACUACCGUAAAGGUCUACCGUUGA
This is a messenger RNA of Penicillium pulvis, 426 nucleotides long. RefSeq lists its product as uncharacterized. The transcript is spliced from 2 exons. Lineage: Eukaryota; Fungi; Ascomycota; Eurotiomycetes; Eurotiales; Aspergillaceae. The record is from RefSeq and is a predicted model, not a curated record. The coding region runs from base 1 to 426 and encodes 141 amino acids. Gene Ontology annotation, biological process: cellular response to oxidative stress.